AUGGGGAAAGAUCAGCCCCUCUGGGCAGGAGCGGUCGUGGCCUCCAGUACAUCAUGGAGUCCAGCAUUUAUUCAAGAGCUGUUGCCAGCGGCAAAAAAAACGUCCCUGCUGUACCACCAGUCCUAUCUGUGUCUGGCCAAAUUCCCUGAAUUAGAAAGACUUAUCCGAAGCAGAGCAGUGGAGACUCAGCUCCUGUUUGCCUCCUCAGAGGCCGUCCUGCUGAAGUGUGUGUGCACCAGUGACAACUUGGUUCAGUCACUUUUCCCCAUCCUCAAAGUGGCAGUGCAGAAGGACAAGUCUGACAUAGCAGUCAAGUACCUGGACAAGGCAAGGAAAUGGAUUAAAGAAAUCAUUGAUGAUGUGGACGAAUUAGUGAAAAAGUAUGAUGAACACAACAAAGCGGUUGCUAAGACCACUAGUGAUAUUGACACCAAAAAAACUGAAACAGACCAGAAAAUUAAAAACCAAACCAAAGAAAUGAAUGAUCUUGAGGCACAUCUGAAGAAGUGCCAGGAUGAUUUGACCCUUAAUGCCAACAGACAAUGUUCCGUUCAAAAUGAAUACGACAACACAAACAGCAACCUAGAAAGUGUCGUCAGAAGUGCGGCCUCACGGAACAAAGGGCUUGCCUUUCUAAUGUCUGUGGUACCCUUCUUUGGAGCCAUCAUCGGUGCAAUUCGAGAGAGAAAAGCCUAUGAAAAAGACAUGGCAAAGAUAAGGGUUCUGGAGAAUGACCUCAACAGGCUGUCAUCCGAAAAGUCUACACUAAAACAGGAAGCAUGGCGCAUCCAGGCUAAUAUGGCAGAUAUUCAGAUGAAACUGGCCAUGGCAAAAGUAGAGCUGGGCACAGUUCCUUCCACAGAUCACCUUGAGGACGUCAAAUGUUGCCUGAGCAGAAUCCAGGAAAUCCUGGUCCAGCUGCAAAAGUUCUGGAAGAAAGUUGAUGUGAUCCUGAAAUACCUUCAGGAAAAGACAUUUGUUGCAGAAGAUCUGAUUGACGUCCUACCAGAAUUUAAGACUGAGUUCUUGCACUCCAUAACUGUUGCUGAGCAGGUUUGGAAAGUCUUUGGCCAGAACUGUCACAAAGUCAAUGGCAUAUUCAGUGUCCAGUCCAAAGAUGCUUACAAAUUCCUGGAGUCCAGUCCUUCUGCUCUUUCCAAAGAGGAGUGGCAGAUACAGUACACAGCUGUGAAGAAGAGGAUGGAGCAGAUAUACUCUUCCCAGUCUGCCAUAGAGGAGUCUUCUGCCAUCACCCAGUGA
This is a messenger RNA of Chanos chanos (milkfish), 1260 nucleotides long. RefSeq lists its product as uncharacterized. The coding region runs from base 1 to 1260 and encodes 419 amino acids. NCBI's taxonomy places the organism in Eukaryota, Metazoa, Chordata, Actinopteri, Gonorynchiformes, Chanidae. The record is from RefSeq and is a predicted model, not a curated record. The transcript is spliced from 6 exons.